CCAACGCAAGCGACGCAAGCCAUGUGGCUGAGCCCUCCUUCCUUGCGUUCCUUGGCUGUCGCCGGCUCCCUUUCAGCGAAGUAUAAAACCUACCAACCUCCAUCCACCUCCGAACGGACACCCCAAAACGCAAACACACUCAACCUCAACUCAACCCACAGAGCACACACCGAGCCCCAAACCUCUCACGGGGAAGUCAGAGAAACGGAACAAAGGAACAAACAAAUAUACACCCCAAGAAAAAAUGACAACAGAAUCAAAAGUCAACGGCCUGCAACGCAUCCUCUGGAAAGUCCAGAACGUGUUGGCGUUCAAGCGGAGUCCUGGUACAGUACAGUUUACUGCCCGUCGUUCGUCUGUCGAAUCCGCUCACUGAUGUGCUCAUUUCGUCGGUUCGAACAGGCGGAUAUGCAAAGAACCGCGCGCGGAUGGGCGUCAGGAGACGGGUGUUGCGGUUCCUUCAUUUGUAAAAAAAAACCUCCGCUCGGUCGAUGGUUCAGAUACCCCCCCGCAACACUUCCCUCGACACGGUAUCGGCGACGAACCGCGGCGCACCAGGACCGGCUUGAUGCUGCGUCGGGACAUCCAAUCUCUCGCUCGUACGUGCUGUGCUGCGCCUAUCCCUAACGCCCGUGGGACCUUCCUCCGUACAUACAUACAUACAUACAUACAUACAGAUUCCUUCGAAAACAAAAGCACUGUAAACGGAUAUAUGAUCCCCUUGUGUACAUACCCACCCCGUUGUAAAGCCUCCGAUGGGAUCCCUCUUUUUGAUGAAAUGAAACGUUCUAUAAGCCUUGGUUUUCGAAAGC
This is a messenger RNA of Fimicolochytrium jonesii, 812 nucleotides long. RefSeq lists its product as uncharacterized. The transcript has a single exon. Bases 22 to 627 code for a protein of 201 amino acids. The record is from RefSeq and is a predicted model, not a curated record. NCBI's taxonomy places the organism in Eukaryota, Fungi, Chytridiomycota, Chytridiomycetes, Spizellomycetales, Powellomycetaceae.